UCUGUCACUGGUUAAUUUGUCUGCACUUUCAAAUAUUGAUAAUCUCAAAGUUGGGGGAUUAGCUUGUUGCUCGUGAUUGACGAACAAAAGAAACACUGUUGAUAAUUAGUCUACUAUAAAUACUUAACAACAAAGAUCGAUUAUCCUUAGUUUUUCAGCUUUUUUCUUUUAGUUUUGCAAUGACAAUGAGGAAAGUUGACUUUAGUAGUUCAUAUUUCUUUGUGAUGACAACUCUUCUUGUUCUUAUUCUUCUAUUUAUUUCCACUGAGGCAGCAGCAACAGGCUUGUUCAUCUUCGGAGACUCCACAGUGGAUGCAGGAAACAACAACUAUAUUGAAACCAUUCCUGAGAACAGAGCCAAUUAUGAACCAUAUGCCCAGAAUGGUUUUUUCCAGGAACCCACUGGUCGCUUCUCCGAUGGUCGUAUCAUCGUUGAUUUCAUAGCUGAAUAUGCAAAGUUGCCAUUAAUUCCUCCUUACCUGCAACCACAUAUUGCUGAUUUCAGCAAUGGAGUUAACUUUGCUUCUGGAGGAGCUGGAGUUCUUUCUACUACUCAUCCUGGUUUGGUUAUUGAUCUGGAGAGACAAUUAAAGUACUUUGAACAAGUGCGGAAAUCACUAACAGAAAAGUUGGGAGUAGCCAAAGCAGAGGAAGUCAUAUCGGAAGCAGUUUACUUCAUCAGUAUAGGAAGUAACGAUUACAUGGGGGGUUACUUUGGUAACGAAACGAUGCAGCAACUCCACGGUCCUGAAGAAUAUUUAGGGAUGGUCGUUGGCAACUUGACUCAGGCAAUUCAAGAAUUGUAUGAGAAAGGCGCCAGAAAAUUUGGUUUCUUAAGCUUGUCGCCAUUGGGAUGCUUACCAGCUCUCAGAGCUCUAAAUCCAAGAGCUAAUAACGAUAAUGAAGAAGCGGGAGGAGGUUGUUUUGACGCUGCUUCUGAUCUUGCAUUGGCUCAUAACAAUGCUCUCUCAAUGGUCCUCACAAGCCUUCAACAUAUACUGCAAGGCUUUAAGUAUUGCAACUCCAACUUCUACGAUUGGCUUCUCGAUAGAGUUAACAAUCCCACAAAGUAUGGUUUUAAGGAAGGAGUGAAGGCUUGCUGUGGAACAGGACCUUAUGGAGGUGAAAAUACAUGUGGUGGGACGAAAGAAUAUGAGAUUUGCGAUAAUGCCAAAGACUACGUAUGGUUUGAUUCAUUUCACCCGACAGAAGGCAUACAUGAACAAUUUGCAAAAGCACUCUGGGAUGGACCAUCCUCCUCUGUUGGACCUUAUACUCUUCAAGACCUAUUUUUUGGUAAAGAGAAACAAACUAUAGCUGAUAUUGUCGAUAUAUAAUCCAGAGAACCAGCAGCUGCAGAAAUUUCCUAGUGUUAGAAGGAAAGAUGUGUUAGCAAUAAAGCCUUUUUAUUUCUAAGUCCAGACUUAUUUGUCCAAAAGUUCAGCUAAGUAAAUUUCAAGUCCAGACUUAUAAUACCUUUCUAAAAUUCUCCUUUUCUUUUUAAGAAAAUGAAUUUUAGUUGUCUUUGAUUCUUAUUUUGUUGACCUUUCGCAUUGCAAUAACCGAAGGCUAGCCCUUUCUCUCUA
Molecule: messenger RNA, 1586 nt
Organism: Nicotiana tabacum (common tobacco)
Lineage: Eukaryota; Viridiplantae; Streptophyta; Magnoliopsida; Solanales; Solanaceae
Product: GDSL lipase
Molecular function (GO): lipase activity
Source: RefSeq, a predicted model, not a curated record